Messenger RNA from Monoraphidium neglectum, 1056 nucleotides. RefSeq lists its product as hypothetical. Gene Ontology annotation, molecular function: protein binding. Lineage: Eukaryota; Viridiplantae; Chlorophyta; Chlorophyceae; Sphaeropleales; Selenastraceae. Bases 1 to 1056 code for a protein of 351 amino acids. The record is from RefSeq and is a predicted model, not a curated record. The transcript has 4 exons.
AUGGAGGACCUCAGCGCUCGCCACGACCGCAUCGCGCGCCGCAAGCCCCCGGCCGCGGCUGGGCAAGGCAGCGAAAGUGGCUGCGACGAGGCGCAGGCGCAGGCGCCGGCGCAGGCGGCGGCGGGCGCGCUGCUGGCGCGCGUGACGGCGCUGGAGCGCGGCGCGGCGGAGCGGCUGGGUGAGAUAGACGCGCGCGUGCAGGCCCUUGAGCAGCAGCCUGAACGUCAGCAGCAGCAGCAGCAGCAGCAGCAGCAGCAGCAGCAGCAUGGUGCGGAGCCUGAGCGCAGCUCGGCGUAUCCAGGCGAGCUGCAUGGCCGCAUCGCCGCCCUGGAGGAAGCCCUGCAGGCGGUCGGGCGUCGCGCGGACGCGGCCGUGGGCGUGUCUGCUGAUGCGGCGCGGAGGGCGGCGGCGCUCUUGUCCGAGGUCAACAGCGCACGGGCAGCGGCCGCAGCCGCGGCCGGCACGGCGGAGGAGAGGGCGGCGGAAGCUGGGCGGCAGCUGCGGGAGCACGUCUGCGUCGAGAUAUUCGGGGCCGGCCUCGACGGCGCCACGCCCACCUGCGCGUCGCACGCGCUGCCGCGCGCGCGGGGCGCCUUCGGCCGCGGGGCUGUGGACGUGUUCACGCUGACCGGCGCGCCGCGGCUGGGGAGGGUGGAGGCGCUGGCGGUGUGGCACGAGCCGGGUGGGGCGGCGCUGGGCGGCGGGUGGAGCUGCGGGGUGGUGGAGCUGGAGGACCGCCACAGGGGCGAGGCGUACCGCUUCGUGAACCCCGCCAAGGAGGGCUGGCUCUUCCGCGGCAAGCGCAACGCCGUGACAAUGCAGCCGCAGCAGGUCUUCCGGCUGGAUGAUGAGGGGGAGGCGCUGGCGUUGCAGGCGGACGAGCUGCGGCGGCAGCUGGAGGCCAACGAGGGGCUCACUCAGGAGGAGCGGCAGCUGGUAGCCGCACGCCUCGAAAGCAUCAAAGCGGCGCGGCAGCGCGCAGGAGCCCGCGGGGCCGCCGCGGCGGCUGUGCAGGGCAGGCAGCCCGCGCAGCACCAUGUGGUGCAGGGGCGGUGA